GCUGACAUGGCGCCCCCCCCACCCUGUGGCUUCCCCUGGGGGCUUUGGCUGGCUCUGGCUCUGCUAUCUUCUGCCUUCCAGCCCGCAGAGAACGAGUCCCAAGACCCAUCGGAGAGUGCAUACUUCCUGCCUGAGUUCGCCCUGUCUCCCCAGGGCAGUUUUCAGGAGGACACGACCGGGGAACGUUUGCUAACCUAUCGCCAUGACGACCAGGCAUCCAGGACGACGCGCUCAGAUGAGGACCGGGAGGUGGGCUGGGAUGCCUGGGGCACCUGGAGUGACUGCUCGCGCUCCUGUGGGGGAGGAGCCUCCUACUCCCUGCGCCGGUGUCUUAGCGGGAGCUGUGAGGGUCGCAAUAUCAGAUACAGAACCUGCAGCAACAUGGAGUGUCCCGCCGACACUGGUGACUUCAGAGCCCAGCAAUGCUCCGCCCACAAUGAUGUGAAGUACCAGGGCCAGCUGUAUGAGUGGAUGCCAGCGAGCCACGAGCCAGCGGCCCCCUGCGCUCUCCGAUGCCAGGCUCGAGGCCAUGGUCCUGUGGUGGAGCUGGCGCCCAAGGUGUUGGAUGGCACGCGGUGUCGGGCCGGAUCCCCGGACAUGUGCAUCAAUGGGGUCUGUGAGGAGGUGGGCUGCGACCGCCAGCUGGGCAGCAACGCCAAGGAGGACAACUGUGGUGUGUGUGGGGGGGACAGCAGCACAUGUCGGCUGGUGAGGGGGCAGACCCUGCCAGCUGUCUCCAUGGAGGAACCAAUGAAGACGGCGGUGGAGAUUCCCCUGGGCAGCCGUGAUGUGAGGCUCAUGGCCAAAGGACCCGAUCUUCUGGUCAUGGAGACGCACUCGCUGCACGGCCUGAGAGAGGACCUCGUACUUGGGUCUUCGGGAAGCUACGUCAUACAGAACAGCACCCUGGAGGUGCAGAAGGCAGGGGACCGGCUGACCCUUCGCGCUCCCGGACCGCUGGCGGCGGAUUUCAGCAUCAAGCUGAGGUACAGUGCUCCCCGGAACACCCUGGUCCAGUUCUCCUUCUAUCAGCCCAUCCGCUACCAGUGGAGGGAGACGGACUUCUUCCCCUGCACCGUGACCUGCGGGGGAGGGUACCAGCUGAACUCGGCCGAGUGCACGGACACCCGGCUGAAGCGGGCCGUGCCCGACCACCAUUGCCACCUGUAUCCGGAGAACAGGAAGCCCAAACCCAAGCUGAGGGAGUGCGGCUCGGAGCCCUGCCUCGAAAGUGACGGCUACAAGGAAGUGAUGCCCUAUGACCAGUUUCAGCCCCUCCCCCGCUGGGAGCAGAAUCCCUGGACGAGCUGCUCGGCGUCCUGUAAGGGGGGCAUGCAGAGCCGGAGCGUGGCCUGUGUCGAGGAGGAUGUACAUGGUCAGGUGUCACAGGUCGAGGAGUGGAAGUGUAUGCACUCACCCCGGCCUGCCAUGCAGCAGGACUGCAACACCUUCGACUGCCCCCACUGGACAGCGAUGGAGUGGUCUCAGUGCACAGUGACCUGUGGGCGUGGCUUGCGUUACAGAGUGGUCCUGUGCCUGGAUCACAGAGGGCGGCACGCCGGGGGCUGCCAUGCUGGGCGGAAGCCUCACGUCAAAGAGGACUGCCUGGUCCCCGUCGCGUGCUACAGGCCUCGAGAGAAGCUUCCUGUGGAGGCCAAGUCACCCUGGCAGAAGCAGGCCCAGGAGCUGGAGAUGUCCCGAGCCGGCGCUGAAGAGCCCACGUUCAUAACUGGGCCGUGGUUGCCCUGCAGCGCCCCCUGCGGCCCAGGCCGGCAGAGCCGUUGGGUGAAGUGCCGAGUGCUCCUGUCCUUCACUCAGGCAGAGGUGGACCUCCCCGAUAGGGAGUGUGAAGAGGAGAGGCCUUCGUCAGAGAGGCCAUGCAACUUGGGCUCCUGUGACGGGACACCACUUCUCCAACAGGGGGAGCCACUUUACAGUUGGGAGCAUGUGGGCUUCACUGCCUGCUCUUCCAGUUGUGCAGCAGGGAUCCAGCAGACCGUGCUAAACUGUCUCAGGAGUGGCUCUCAGGAGGUGGUGGAGGAGACACUCUGCCGGAACUCCAGUCGGCCCCCUACAGCUACCCGGGUCUGCAACCCCCAUCCAUGUCCCCCGAGGUGGGUUCUAGGCCCCUGGACCCUGUGCACAGCCAGCUGCGGGGUGGGCAUCCAGACCAGGAGCGUGCACUGCAGCCAGCUGCACUCUGUAGACCCCGAGGAUGCAGUGACGCUGAGCGACGACCAGUGCGAGGACUUCAAACCAUCCGUGCUGAGGGCCUGCAACCAGGUGGACUGCCCCCCCUCCUGGCAAGCAGAGGAAUGGCAGCAGUGCUCCCACACCUGUGGGGGUGGCACCCAGUCUCGCAAAGUCCACUGCAAGCAGCAGCUGUCCACGGGCGCAUUCCACAGGCUUCCAGAUGCCUCCUGUCCCAAGGCCAGGCCUGCUUCCCACAAGCCCUGUGCCCGGACACCCUGUCCCCCGCAGAUGGCUGGUGGAGACUGGUCCAAGUGCUCCGUGAGUUGUGGCACAGGCGUCCAGCAGAGGGAGCCAGUGUGUCGCCGGCUGAUGGCCACGGGGCAGCAAGUGACCCUGGGCCGAGAAGCCUGCGGGGGCUUGGCCGCCCCACCGCUGAUCCGGGCGUGUCGCAUGAACCCCUGCUCCAAGCCUGUGAAGGAGGCGAGUCCCAGGCAGCCACGCAUUCUGGGUGUCCACCGCAUCUACAUCCAGACCAGGCAGGAGAAACGUGUCCAGCUCACUGUGGGCGGGAGGGCCUACCUGCUGCCCAAGACAUCAGUGGUGAUCAGGUGCCCCGUGAGAAAAUUCCAGAAGCUUCACAUCACGUGGGAAAAGGAUGGAAAAGGCCUGCUCAGCUCCAGGCGACUGGGUAUCACCAAGUCUGGCUCGCUGAAGAUCCAUGGCCUGGAAGCUCGGGACGCUGGAGUGUACCGCUGUGUGGCUGGUCCGGCCUCUGAGUCCUUUGUUCUGAAGCUCACUGGGAGUUAUAGGCUAGCUGAGCCAUCCAUGGGGAGGGACGCAGAGGCCAAGCACGGCGGACCGCUCACCAAGCUGGACCUCGGGAGCGAGACGUCUCAGAAUGGAAGCCGAGGGAAUGAGCUAUACACGAUGGACAGCCCGGUGGAGGAUGAGGCUUUCAUGCAGGCUCUCCGGGGCUACCUGACGAGCUCUGAUUGGCCACGUAAUGAACAUCUGGAGGUCCUUCAAGGCGGCCACAGCUUGGAGCCCCGGCAGUUUGCAGAGCUGCUGAGGAACAUCAGCCUGGCCGGUGAGCGGAGCGUAGCCACACCGCUCAGCGAGCACCUGGCCACAUCAGGGGUCUGGACCAGCCCCAGCAGGAAGGCCAUUGACAGGACGUUCAAACUUUCAGAGACAGCGAAUGGAAAAGCAGCAGGCCAGGUGCCCCGCCAAUGGAAAAAGCCCAUCAUCAUCCAACUGGAUGCUCGGCCUCUCAUGGACUUCGAGGAGGACAUCCGAAUGAACGCCGGUCAAAAUGCCAUCCUGACCAAUGCCACCCGCAGUGUGACGCUGCUCUGCACGGCGCAAGGAUCCCCAGAGCCCAGUGUCUCCUGGACGAUAGAUGGGCAACCACUGCGACAGACAGAGAGGGUGUCACUGGAUGGCACGGGGGUGCUGCACAUCUCGAACCCCAGCGUGGACGACCAGGGAGUCUACCAGUGCACUGCCACCAAUGAGCUGGGCUCUGACACCCAGAGUUCCCAGCUGUUCAUGGCCGAGCCCCCGAUCAUCGCUGCCUCGAAGAGCGACGUAUCCGAUGCCCAGAGCAGCGUGCUGCAGGUUGUCGUCGGGGGCAGAGUGGCUGUGGACCCCAAAGCCAACAUCUCUCUGCUGUGUCCCGUCUCAGGCAUGCCCCGGCCAAACAUCACCUGGAGCAAGGCGGAGGGGUCCAUGACCCCGAAUGCCGUCCCCCUGCCUGAUGGCUCUCUGCUGCUAAGGGAAGUUUCACCUGAUGAAUUUGGGACGUACUCCUGCACUGCCUCCAACCACCUUGGGGUGGCAGUGGCGUCCAGCCACGUUUCUACCAUUGGACCAGCCACCCGGGGGCGCCAUCUGCAGCAAAUCGCGAGUCACAGGAGGGUGCUGAUGGCCUCUCAUGCAGGCACCAGGAUCGCUGUCCGACGUGGGGAUGUCCUGCGUAUAGGGUGUCCCAUUCCUUCAAGCCUCACGCAACCCAUCAGCUGGUACUUCCAGAAUCGGAGCUUGCAGGCGAGCCGGUCCCUGCGCUACCGGACCCUGGCAGAGGGCCGGGUACUGGAGGUGGACACACUCUCCGGAAGGUUCCAGGGAAGCUACGUCUGCCAGACCGCCAGCCGCUCCAGUUCAGCGCUGGCCCAGGUCCACGUCAGCGAAGAAGUGUUCCGCUGGCAGCCGGGAGUCUGGACAGCCUGCAGUGCCAGCUGUGGACACCGAGGGCUCCGAUCCAGAAGGCAGCACUGCACUGACUCUGGGGGUCAGGAGGUACCUGUGGCUCUCUGCCAGCAUGUCCCUCAGCCAGCAAGCCCGACUCAGCCGUGCGGCGUGCAGGACUGUCCACCCAGCUGGGAGUCCGCUGUGUGGUCGGAGUGCUCCACUUCCUGUGGGCGGGGUCAUCGGUGGAGGCAGGUGACGUGUCAGCAGAAGUUGGCCGGGGGGGCGGUGCGGAGGAGGCCCGAGUCCGCCUGUGGGCGGGGCACACGGCCGACAGGCAGAGAGGAUUGCCACUUGCUCCCUUGCGUGGCCUGGCAGUUCAGCCCCUGGCCACCGUGCUCUGGCCUGUGCAUUGGUCCCGGCCUUGCGCUGCAGAGCCGGCCAGUCAUAUGCAAGCAUUCCAAUGGCUCCGCCCUCCCUUCCUCACACUGCGACCCCCGGACCAGGCCAUCGUCGGAGCGCAACUGCUCAUGGGAGGUGUGCGCCACCUGGUGGAAGGUGGGGCCGUGGCAGCCAUGCAGUGCGGCCUGUGGUAGCGGCUUCCGCUCACGUAGGGUGGAAUGCGUCCACCAGGGCACCGGCAGGACAGUUGCGGAGCAGCACUGCGCCUGGCGCCGCCGACCUGUGCCCUGGCAGCACUGCAGAGCCUCGCCCUGCGAUGGCACCUGCAGGGACUCCACCCACUACUGCUCUGCCGUGAAGCGGCUCCACCUCUGUCCCCUCAGCCUCUACAGGCAGCGCUGCUGUCAGACCUGCGCAGAGGAGGUGGUGCGUAGCCUGUGACGGCCCGGCCCGCAUGCAUCACCGGCUUGGGGGGGCCUCCAUCCUGCUGCACCCCUCCUGGAGAACAGUGCCGCUUAGGGAAGCGUUUCUCAUUCGCUGCCUCGCAUGCACUUUGCUUGACCUUCCUGGACUUGUGGACGCCUUAUGCUGCUCGAAGGCAGAGCUACUGCCUGCUGAUGCAGAUGGACUGAUCGGCGUCACCCCCAGCAGAUAGGACACCCUCCGUCAUAUCUGCUUGUCCCCUUUUACCAUCUUCUGCCCUCUCAUUUCUGCGUGACGCCAGACGACGAGGCGCCGCGUGAGAUUCUAGAAUGAUGACCUGAGAGCUGCCGCUAUGGAAACAUUAUGCAUUAUGAGGUCGCUGCGGCAAUGCUCUCACCUUCAGGACAUUCCGAACUUCAAAGAAAGUAUCAUCUGUGCAGUAAUGCAGGGCAGGUUAAUGAGGAGAGUUAGACCCACGAGUAGACACACGUGAAUAUGGCAAACGCCUUGCUAACUCGUGUUAGGAAUAAGCUACCACAGCGACUGGAUUCUCUUUGAGCUGGAAGCCCAAGGGUGACCGAGUUCCCCAUGGCAAUGGCUGAGCUUUUAAAACAAGCCAUAAACUCCGACAAUGACACAGUGUACAUACACAGCGCUCUCCAUGGCCUUUCCGUCUCACGCAGGCGUCCCUGAUUGCUUUUGAGAUGUGAGGAGUCGUGUUGCGGUGUGAUAACACUAAACUCGGACAAGCUGAAUGUCUCAUGCAUUUAUACAGACAUUUUCAAGCACCGUGCGUGAAACUUCACAGUCUGACAGGGCUGAUCUAGGACUCGACACCCCCCGAGGACGCUAUCUGGAGGCUGUGAUGUGAGAGCACUCCACGCUCCAUUCCAAUACCAAGUUUUCCAGUGCAACUGAUUGAGCAUGAGGAAAAAGUCAGUUAUGAUGAGUGCUGGGAAUGGGCCAGUGCAGAGAGUUUAACCAGGUAGCAAAGAAAUGUUGCUGCUGUAUGGAUCAAUGCAUUGAACACUGAGUCCCAGCAUUAAAAGGGAGAGGAAUGCAUUUUACGAGACGGCCGCAUUAACACACUGUCACCAACACACUUAUCACAUACAUCUUACACUUUUCCCAUAACAUUUUAUCUUUUGUAAGAAUGUACAAAUCCUGCUUUUAAGUGCAAUACUGUACAUUGAGUGUAGAUUUCUGGGACUUUAUUUUAUUGCCAAAGUAUAUCUAUACAGCUAUAUUUCCAUAUGCCUUAUGUUUAACUGAUUUAAUGACAGUGUCUGUAUUUACUACUUGGUACCGUGAUUAUAAACAUUUUUUCUUCAUACGCAUGCAGUUGAAAGAAACCUUAUUGCAUAUAAAGUUCAGGCAAGCAACACAACAGGAUAGCUUUAAAGCACUGUAACGGUCCGCCACACCUACUGAUACAUAUCAAGACUUUUUUUAAUGAUUAGAAUGUAGAUCCCUGUGUGACAGAAACGAUGUGCAGGGCCACUGGGAUGCAGUGCUAUGUGUAUGGAAUAAACAGCUUGGUUUGUCAGUAAUGGUUCAAUUUUGCAUUCAGAAUGGUUCAUGUUGUUCUGAGGUGUGUAUGGUGGAUUAAAUUCAUAAUGUCUUAAAUUA
Messenger RNA from Brienomyrus brachyistius, 6834 nucleotides. RefSeq names its product ADAMTS-like protein 3. The record is from RefSeq and is a predicted model, not a curated record. Gene Ontology annotation, molecular function: metalloendopeptidase activity. Gene Ontology annotation, biological process: extracellular matrix organization. Lineage: Eukaryota; Metazoa; Chordata; Actinopteri; Osteoglossiformes; Mormyridae. Bases 7 to 5223 code for a protein of 1738 amino acids. The transcript has 30 exons. Gene Ontology annotation, cellular component: extracellular matrix.